Hirsutella rhossiliensis is the source of this 3882-nucleotide messenger RNA. Its product is annotated as ABC transporter transmembrane domain-containing protein. Gene Ontology annotation, cellular component: membrane. Gene Ontology annotation, biological process: transmembrane transport. Gene Ontology annotation, molecular function: ABC-type transporter activity; ATP hydrolysis activity; ATP binding. The coding region runs from base 1 to 3882 and encodes 1293 amino acids. The record is from RefSeq and is a predicted model, not a curated record. Lineage: Eukaryota; Fungi; Ascomycota; Sordariomycetes; Hypocreales; Ophiocordycipitaceae. The transcript has 7 exons.
AUGUGGCACAUGUGGGUGCCCUCUCGCCCGGGCCACGGGGAGGAUGGAGUUGGUGCCGGAAUCGAGGACAAGGCCGAGUUGCCAGAGUCGACGGCGAACUGGUUGUCGAUUUUGACAUUCAACUGGCUGAGCCCCGUUCUAACAACGGGCUACACCAGACCCCUUCAAGUCGAUGACCUGUACCACAUGCCCGGCAACAGGUUGAUCGCGGACUAUGCGGAUCGACUCGAGAAGCACACAACUGACACUACGGUCUUGGCCCUGGCUCUCAACGAUGUCUGCUUUCGGUGGUUCUGGCUAGGCGGUCUCUUCAAGCUGGCUGGAGACCUGUCGCAAAUGGUCUCGCCGCUGCUCAUCAGAUUUCUCAUCGCCACCCUGUCCGAUCCGUCCCAGCAGGCCCUGCGCGCAGGCUUCGGCUACGCGGUGGGCCUUUUUUUCCUGCUCGUCUUCUCCGUCACGUCUAAUGUCCACGGCUUCUACCGCUCGUACACGACCGGCAUCCUGAUACGAGGCGCUCUCAUGCACACCAUCUACCGCAGGGCGACAAUGCAGCUCACCGACAAGGCCAAGCUGAAACACGGCCUCGGCACGGGCAAGCUGAUGAGCCUGAUGAGCGCGGACGUGACACGCGUGGAUUUCUGCUGCGGCUUCUUCCACUCCGCGUGGACCAGCAUCCUCCAGGUCCUCCUCUGCUUCGCCCUGACCGUGUGGUCCAUGGGCUACAGCGCCCUGCCCGGGUUCGGCCUGCUGGCGCUGCUGUAUCCCCUGCAGACCUUCAUGAUGGGCCGGCUUCUGCGCCUCCGCCGGGCCAGCAUGCCCUUCACCGACGCCCGGGUCAAGGCCGUCGUGGAGGCCGUGUCGACCAUCCGCCUCGUCAAGACUAACGCGUACGAGAAGAGCCUACUCGCAAAGAUCGGAAAGCUGAGGUCCGACGAGGUCGUCUACCUACGCAAGAGGAUGCUACUCAGGGCUCUCAACACCGCCGUUUCGUACACGGCUCCCACACUAGCCGCCGUCGUCAGCAUCGUCUGCUAUGGAGCCACGAAUGAGAACGGAAUGGAAGCCAGUGUCAUCUUCUCUGCGCUCGCCUUGUUCUUGCUGCUGAGGACGCCGCUGCAAGCCCUGCCUAUUGCACUCUCGGCCAUCGCGGAUGCCCGGGCGGCACUCGAGCGCUUGGCGGUCUUUAUGCUCGCAUCUGACGAGGGCGAGAAGUCAUCGGCUGAUGUGGUGCUUCAAGUUGAGGACGCUAUUUUUGCUUAUCACGACGAUGAGGGACUCAUGACAGACGACGCCGAUGUGAAUGCUCAGGAAGUCAAAACUGCGCACGCAACUGGAUUACAAGGCAAGGUGCCCGCGGGCCAGACCCAGAGACUACGCGUCGAUUCGCUCGUGGUAAAGAGGAGCCAACUCGUCUGCAUCGUGGGCCCCGUGGCAUCAGGCAAAUCCUCGGUGUUCGGGGCGCUCUUGGGAGACAUGCAGCUUAUUCGGGCACGCUCAUGCCGGCUCAACCUCCAGAACUCGUUAUCGUCGUCUCAGCUCGCCUUCGCCCCGCAGACGGCCUGGCUGCUCAGCGAGACGGUACGGGAGAACAUUGUCUUCGGCAGGGCCCUGGAUAUGGCAUGGUACGACGAGGUGCUCACCCGGUGCUGUCUGCACCAGGACCUGAAGAGGCUGCCCGAGGGCGAUAUGACCGUCGUUGGCGAGAUGGGCGUAUCCCUGUCGGGCGGCCAGAAGCAGCGCAUAAGUCUCGCCAGGGCCAUCUACGGCAGGAGCCCGCUGCUCUUUCUCGACGACUGCUUCUCCGCCCUGGACGCCCAUGUUGGUGCCCGUGUCUUUGACAUGGUCGUCAACCAGGCGCGGAGGGACGAGGAGACCACUAUUCUUCUGGUGACGCAUUCAAUGGCUUUAGCUAGGCAGGCGGAUCAUAUUGUCUACAUGGAAAAAGGUCGCAUUGUGGAACAGGGCUCGUAUGAGCUUCUGUCCAGUCGGGAUGGCCCCUUUUCUCUCUUUGUGGGGUCCUCGUUGGCCCCGGAAUCGACUCAUGAUGGUGACUCUGGGCAACCGCAAUAUCAAGAGCCCAAGGUAAAGGAGGCGCAGGAGGAGGGGAUGGCCACCCAGAAUUCAAGGGGAAGGCAAGAGGGCCGAGGCGACGAGAUCAUGCAGAGUGAGGAGAGACUUGUUGGUUCUGUCAGCCGCAAGACCUACAUCCGCUACUUGCUGAUGGGCAACGCCUGGCUCACCGUGCCGCUCUUCGUAACGUCCAUCAUAGUCUACCAGGGAACGAGCAUUGUGUCGCCGCUGUGGCUGAGCUGGUGGCAAGACAACCAAUACACGUCCAUCUCGGAGGACGCAUACAUGGGGGGUUACGCGGCGUUCGGCAUUGGGCAGUCGCUGGGCCUGUUCUGCAUGAGCGCAACUUUUGCCUUCUUCUGCUUCUGGUGCUCGAACAAGCUUCACCGCGCGGCCAUGUCAGGUGUACUGGGCGCGCCCGUAGCCUUCUUUGACACGACGCCCCAAGGCCGCAUCACGCACCGGUUCAGCAAGGACGUCGACGCCGUGGACAACGUCGUGGGCGAGACGCUGCGGCUCUUCAUCUCGACGGCCGUGCAGGCCAUAGGCACCAUCAUCGUGGUGACCAUCGUGCUGCCGCCGUUCGUGGCCAUCGGCGUCGCCCUCCUCCUCGUCUACACCUGGACUGGCAUGUACUACCGGCCCUCGUCGCGCGAGCUGCGCCGCCUCAACAACCUGCUCCGCAGCCGCAUCUACGAGCACUUUGGCGAGUCGCUGUCCGGCCUGCCCACGCUCAAGGCCUUUGGCGCCGUGUCACGCUUCCUCGAGGACAACGCCGGCAAGAUCGACGCCGAGAACACCGCCUACUGGCUGUCGGUGGCGUGUCAGCGCUGGCUCAAUCUCCGCCUGGACCUCUGCGGGGCGGCCCUCGUCCUCGCCGCGGGCCUGCUCGUCGUGGGGCUCCGAGGUACCAUCGAUCCGUCGUCCGGGGGCGUGGUGCUGUCGUAUGUCGUCACGGCACAGGCCGUCUUUGGAAACAUGAUUCGCCAGAGCGCCGAGAUCGAGAACAACAUGAAUUCGGUCGAGAGAAUGCUCCACUAUGCGUACAACAUCGAGCAGGAGCCUGAGCACGAUGUUGACGAUGUGGACAAGGGCUUAAAGGCCAGUGAAUGGCCGCGUGCUGGCCGCGUGCAGUUUCAGUCGCUGACGCUCAGUCACCGUCCCGGCCUGGAACCGGCACUCAGGGACGUCACGCUGGAUAUAGAGCCGGGCGAGAAAGUUGGAGUUGUGGGGCGUACUGGUGCUGGAAAGACUACUUUGGUAUCCGCUUUGUUGAGGAUCACAGAGCCCACAAGCGGCAAGAUCCUUAUCGACGGAGUUGACAUUCACACGGUCGGUCUACAUCUACUCCGGUCAAGCUUGUCUGUCAUUAGCCAGGACGCCGUCCUCCUGGCCGGGACCAUCCGGUACAACCUGGAUCCGUUCCAGCAUUCAAACUCGGAAGUCAAGGAGAACGGCGCCAACGUUUCCCAGGGCCAACGGUCUCUGAUCUCCAUCGCCCGCGCCCUUGUGCGGCGGUCCAGGAUUGUCAUUUUGGACGAGGCCACGGCGUCCAUCGACGGCAGGGCUGACACGGCGCUUCAGAUCAUGUUGAACGAGGUGAUGGGGGACGCUACAGUUCUCACUGUGGCUCAUCGACUGGAUACCAUCAUUGCUACGUGUGAUAGGGUCAUCGUGAUGGACAGUGGCAGGGUCGCCGAAUUUGAUUCCAUCCCGAAGCUUUUUUCCCGGCCGGACAGUCUGUUUAGGGCACUCUGCAAUGCCUCCAAAGUCACUGUCCGGGGGGGAUCCGGUGAUGGAGGAGAGUCAUAA